AUGGUGUGGAACCGCGUCAAGUUCCCGAAUAUGGCCAUGACGUUCAUGGGAAAGAACGCGCGCACGCGCCUGCGUGACAAUCAGUACGUCUUUCGGGUGGAGCCGCACUAUACAAAGCAUGAGAUCAAAGAGUAUCUCACCAAGGUCUACGAUCUGCAUGUGACGAAAGUCAACACGAUGAACUAUGAAGGCAAGUUCAAGCGCGCGUUUCGAGGUCGCUAUGUAUACAAGGAAAAAGACUGGAAGAAAGCCAUUGUGACUGUGAAGGAGUAA
Molecule: messenger RNA, 273 nt
Organism: Peronospora matthiolae
Lineage: Eukaryota; Oomycota; Peronosporomycetes; Peronosporales; Peronosporaceae
Source: the annotation of a GenBank genome assembly